Ricinus communis (castor bean) is the source of this 2088-nucleotide messenger RNA. RefSeq names its product putative pentatricopeptide repeat-containing protein At3g11460, mitochondrial. Lineage: Eukaryota; Viridiplantae; Streptophyta; Magnoliopsida; Malpighiales; Euphorbiaceae. The coding region runs from base 495 to 1403 and encodes 302 amino acids. Gene Ontology annotation, biological process: RNA modification. Gene Ontology annotation, molecular function: RNA binding; protein binding. The transcript has a single exon. The record is from RefSeq and is a predicted model, not a curated record.
AGUGAAAUAGAAUAUGAAACUAUAAGCUUCCAAGCGAUGGGAGGAGUCUGGGGCUCUCACCAGAAUGAGCCCGCGAUUCAUAAACAGUGGCUUGAUUAAGGGAAUUCACUGGAAGCAAGUUUUAUUUGAUUCUAAAAUAGAAGUUGUGUGUGCCCAUUUAUUUGAAAAGAGUUUUGCAAUUGGAUUUAUUUGAUCUAUGUAUGGAAGUUCAAGUGUAUUUGACACUUUAUCCAAACUUUGACUGAUAUGUAAUAUUAUGGACCCAUAUCCUAAACUACUGUUCUCUCUCCUUCUUCUUCUUCUUCGAUUUUAUGCUAAAUUGAAACCCUAAAUUUUAACCAUCCCAAAAUCUAGAGUAGAAGCAAUGGCAACGUCUUCAAGUACACCAUCAUUUAGAAGCAGCCUUAGACAGAGCAGGCAAGGCAACGAUAGUUCUUCUACUUGUAUUGUAUGAUCAUCAAUGACCUAACAGCCUUUUAUUUGCUUUAUGCUAUAUGGCCACCAUUCCCUUGUACGCGUCUCUUAUUGACGCCUGCAUCACCACCAAGAAUUUUACAACUUUAAUUCAAAUCCACGCCCAAACUAUCACAAAUGGCAUUUAUCAUCGCGAUUUCAUUCGCUCAAAACUCGUCUCUGCCUACGCCUCUUGCACCCAAAUGCGCCAAGCCGCUCUCCUCUUCUCCUUCACCAAUCGCCAAACCACUUUCCUCUUCAACUCCCUUAUCAGAGCUUACGCAUCUCUCAACCUUUUCUCUCACUCUCUCUCGUUUUUUCGCCGCAUGCUCGAUGCCUGCAAGCCCAUUGAUCGCCACACCUUGCCCAGUGUCCUCAAAUCUUGUGCUGGGUUAUCCGCCGUUAGGCUUGGGCAGCAGGUUCAUGGGAUACUAUUAAUAAAUGGGCUUGCUUUUGAUUUAGCGAAUUCCAAUGCUUUAAUUAAUAUGUACGCAAAGUGCGGGAAUUUAGCGGGGGCAAGAAAGGUGUUUGAUAGAAUGCCUGCAAGGAAUGAAGUUUCAUGGGCAACGAUGAUGGCCGGGUAUGGAAUGCAUGGGAAAGGUGGUGAGGUGCUGGUUUUGUUUAACAGAAUGGUGGAAGAGGGAUCUAGUGUGGAUGCCGUGUGUCUUACUGCGGUUCUGAGUGCAUGUAGUCAUGGCGGGAUGGUGGAGAAAGGUGCGGAGUAUUUUGGGAUGAUGGAGGAGAGGUUUGGAGUGAAGCCCAGCUUGGAGCAUUAUACUUGCAUGGUGGAUAUGUUGGGGAGGGCAGGAAGGGUGGAGGAGGCUGAGGAGUUGGUAAUGAGGAUGGAGAUAAAACCUGAUGAGGUGUUGUGGGCUGCGUUGCUGGGUUCUUGUAAGAUUCAUGGGAAGGUGGACGUAGCUGAGAGAGUUUCCAGGAAUGUUUUUAUAUGACUAUGACGAGCAGAUGGGAUUAAUUUGUAUCUUUUGGGAAAUUAAGGUCACUUGACCGAUACAUAUGCCAUGUUUUUUCACCAAUAUUGGACUUCCUACAUUGCCUUUCUACCUAUGUUGCAUUGAACGGGGUAGUGACACGCGGGAAGAAUGCGCGUUAUUAGUUGCUGCGCUUAAGAUGAAAUGAUUAGUUCUCUUCCUUUCUUGCUUGUCCAUACGGAAUUUACUUGGAGAUAUAUGGUAUAUUCAUGGUUUGUUCAUGGGAUUAACUCUCACAUCAGACCACGGAAUUUUAUUUCCUUGUAAUGCAAGAGGAAGGUUGCAAUGACGUUGUGCAGAAGUGGAACUUUCACUUGGUGUUAACAUGCAAUAAUGGAUGUGAAUGAGUAUUAAUUGGGGCCCAGAACAGAUUUUCGGCAAAGAAUUUGGGAGACCCUCAUUAUUUUACUUUGGAGAAAAACUUCUGCCAGUGUGCAUUUAACCAUCUUUUGAUCUCGUGACGCUGGAGGUGUUGUGCCUUUGGCAUACUCUGCAAUUCAUACUUCUUGUUGAUCCCUUCUUUUUGAAGGGAUCAAAGUUAUUCUUGGAAUUGCAAUCUAUAAAUUUCUUUUUGAGUUGUAUUUAUGAAGAAGAUACUUGCGUGUCACCGUUCAUUUUCUAAUAAUUUGAUGCCAAAGUUCCAUAA